Linum trigynum is the source of this 1429-nucleotide messenger RNA. NCBI's taxonomy places the organism in Eukaryota, Viridiplantae, Streptophyta, Magnoliopsida, Malpighiales, Linaceae. The record is from the annotation of a GenBank genome assembly.
GUGCAAGAUAUCCCCGAGUUUAGAAACAUCUUCAUAUUCAUCUUCAAUCGGAAGGAGGAGAUGGACAGAGCCUGGGAAGGAAGGCCGUGGCAAAUUUCUGAGAAUACUCUCCAACUGAAGCCAUGGGACGAGAACAUUCGCCCCCAAUACAUCAAUUUUGACUUGGCUGAUUACUGGAUUCAGGUGCAUGGAAUCCUUGAUCAUAAAAGAUCAAUCAACAACAUUGAAUCAGCGGUGGCAAUGUUUCCAAAAAUCCCCCAAAUCGACAUGAGGGGGCUCAAUCCAGAAAGAUAUAUGGAAUUUGUCCGGGUCUUUGUCCAAGUCGAUCUCAAUCGACCACUGCCUCCAGGUUCCUACUGUACCACUGAUGGGGUGAGGGAUUGGCUUGGGUUCAGAUAUGAAAAACUCUAUAUCCUAUGCUACUAUUGCGGGCGCCAAGGUCAUGUGAAACAAGAAUGCCAGAAGAGAAGGGGGGAUAUGGCGGCGGUCUUGGCAUCUCCACCGGAAGGCCGUUACACCCCCUGGAUGAAAGCUGGAACUAGAGCAGAGAGACCCCCACCACCACCGAGGGGAAGAAUCAUUCACCAUUCUCCGGGAGAUGCUGGGUCGAGUUCCGGUUCUCCAGGUUUCAUGCAUAAUCAGAUUUGGGUCCCUGGCAGAGACUCUCUGAUGACCGGAUCGGUCAAGCUUGGGUCGCCAGCGUCGCCAUCCGAGGGACAAGCAGGGUUGGGUAUUCGAAGCCCCUCGGGUUUCACGCCCCACCCUUUCCUAACGGGAGGAUCCUCGCUCAGCCCAAGCCUGCACACGAGAAUCAAUGAUCAACGGCUCCAUGCUCCAUCGCCUAGUCAAAAUCUAGUUAUCUAUGGAACAAUCCCGAGGUUUUAUCCAUCUGAUCUGCCUAAUUCACCGAAUCACGAUCUUCCUCUUGCAAGGAACCUCACGGCAGAGAUGGAGGCUUCCAGUCAGUGGGCCAGGGGUCUCCAUUAUCAAGCAGGCCAGCAAAGUGGGCCUAAUAAAGCCCAUUUCCUUCCUAAUGCAAGCUUGGCCCAGGCCAACCAACAAACAGUCUCUGAAAUGGUGUUUGAUCUCAGCAAAAAGAUGGACCUCAAUCUUAAGCCCAUUGAAGUGGAUUAUUCCUCUUAUGAGAAGCAGAUUGAAGAAGGGCAAGCCGAAUUCAAGAAGAGAAAACAUGGUCAACCCUUGGACUUUGAGGGACCAUAUUUCUCAUCAGGAAACGGACCAAAUAAACCACAUAAUGCAAGAAUCAGAGUCAAAGGAAGGAAGGUCCAACAUACCCAGGUGAAGGAAGAUGAAGGGCACCUAGAGGAACCAGGAGAUGAAGAGUACUCCCAAGGAAAUAAUUCUGAAGCGCCGGUGGCCGGCUUAAAGCGACCGGGAAGGAAAUGAGUUGCAUAAGUUGGAACUGUUA